Coregonus clupeaformis (lake whitefish) is the source of this 3036-nucleotide messenger RNA. Its product is annotated as protein ILRUN. Gene Ontology annotation, cellular component: phagophore assembly site. The transcript is spliced from 5 exons. Gene Ontology annotation, biological process: macroautophagy. NCBI's taxonomy places the organism in Eukaryota, Metazoa, Chordata, Actinopteri, Salmoniformes, Salmonidae. The record is from RefSeq and is a predicted model, not a curated record. Gene Ontology annotation, molecular function: ubiquitin binding. The coding region runs from base 360 to 1214 and encodes 284 amino acids.
UUUAUAUUUUUGUUCAGUAUAGUAACUACAAAAAGAUGGAUGAACAGCAUUAAUUGAAUGACCUAAUCUGUUUUAUCAUUAGCUAAAGAAAAGCCAAUGAAAAUAAUAACUCGAAUAGCAACAGAUGACGUAGGCAAAAGUCCACACAUAGAGAUCCUAUUAAAUGAACGAUUUUAAUUCCUAAUUCUAGUCCACACACCGUGACGAAAGGUGACGUACGAUUGCACCGACGUCCAACGUUGUCCCUCCCGCCGCCAUGCGUAUUACGCUUGUUGUUGUUGAACUGAUUGUUAUGACUGGAUAAGGCCUCGGACUAAAUUAGGAGAGAACCCCCCGUCGCUGCCACGGGAGACCUGCCAAUGGAGGGCAUGGACAUAGACCUGGACUCGGAGCUCGUGCAGAAAUUCAACUGCAUGGGCACCACUGACAAGGACGUCCUCAUCUCAGAGUUCCAAAGACUGCUGGGCUUCCAGGUCAACCCGGCAGGAUGCGCUUUCUUCCUUGACAUGAGCAACUGGAAUCUACAGGCAGCCAUCGGUGCCUAUUAUGAUGUUGAGAGUCCCAGCAUCAACACACCAUCCAUGUCCUUUGUGGAGGAUGUUACGAUUGGUGAGGGAGAGUCUGUUCCCCCCGACACACCAUUCACAAAGACCUGGAGGAUACAGAACACAGGUGCAGAUUCCUGGCCACCCGGGGUAUGUCUGAAGUACAUUGGAGGGGACCAGUUUGGCCACGUCAACAUGGUGAUGGUGCGCUGUCUAGAACCCCAGGAGAUCUCAGAUGUCAGUGUGCAGAUGCGCAGCCCCGCUGCUCCCGGCAUGUACCAGGGCCAAUGGAGGAUGUGCACACCCACAGGGCUGUUUUAUGGAGACGUGAUCUGGGUGAUCCUCAGCGUGGAGGUGGGGGGCCUUUUGGGCGUGACACAGCAACUGUCCUCCUUCGAGACGGAGUUCAACACCCAGCCGCACCGCAACGUGGAGGGAGACUUCAACCCUUUCGCCUCGCCACAGAAGGGCAAACACGACGCCAGAGGCAACAACAACUUCAAAGAGCCUGGAGGAGCCUGGGAGGGCAGGCAGGAUGCCAUCCAGCAAGAUGAAAACGGACUGUCUCACAAUGCUGUAAAUAGAGCAUCGAAUGGGCUCCAAAACAAUCUAUCAGUAGUGACUUACAGUCAGGGUGUUCAUGGACCCUAUCCGUUAGGCCAGAGUUAGAAAGAUGGAGACCCAGACCAGGUGGUGCUGAACAGACCUGGGAAUGCUGAUGAUGAGCUGCGGGCAGGGGCACCGGAGAGGGUGAGGGACACAUUUCAUACAGACUCUAGACAACCCUCUCCCUUGGGCCCUACCCCAAUCCACCAAAACACAAACUACAGUGAGAACAAGGAGGCACCUAUCCCAGUGAAUACCCUACCUGUGUUGCUACAUAAAGAGUGCUAUAAAUCCUAAAUUCUACUACAUACCUUUUUGUUUUUAGCUGUCAACACACCUCAUUAGUGUAGGGUAGGCACUGCUGGAUGAGCUUAGCAAAAGGAUGGAUGUGUGUGAGCUUGAGCAAAUGAAAUGUGUGAGAAAAUGCCAUCUAAAACAAUUUUGCCUGUUGAGCUAUUACUGUAGGAUUUGAAUUCAUGUCUGUGUGUUCUGAAUUGUGCGUGUGUGCACGUGUAUAGUUUCCUUUUGGAUUUUACUAAGCACGAAGUGGUGGAUACAACUUUGGUAAAGAAGUUGUUGUGACCUAUGUACGUACACAUCUAAAUAGAUUAAACUAAAUAUAAUACUGAUUCCCAAAAAACAAUCCUCCACCUGAUGUUUCAGAAACUAGGAUACAGGCCUGUGAAUGAGUUGCCCCGUAAAUAAGCCUUUGCUGUACUGUACUUACGACACAGAGAUGCAUCAUUCAGUGGUAAAGCUUGUUCUUUAGAGCCAGCAGAUGGUGCUAUUAACUAAACAACCAAACCACACUGACUCUGACAUGACAUGACAGACAUCAUAGAAAAAUAGACUUUCCUUUCCCAUCAUAGGGAGGGGUAUUUAAAUCAUAGGGAGGGGUAUUUAAAUUCUGGGUUUGUGACUGCUCAAGCCAUCGGCAAUAUCUGCACCGUUUGUUUUGUUUCUGCAGUUUGCACGAUGCCACUUCAGAUGUUUACAAGUGGUGAUUUGAUUUAGUGUCUGUAUGGUGUCUGGAUCUAGAUAUUAUUGUCUGUUGUAAUAGUAUAUGUUGUCCUUGUUUUAGUUUUCUUCCAAACUUGACAACAUUGAGUCCCGUUUUUGAUUGUCAAAUUAAGUCAAUUGGGUACAUACACUCAAAAGGACAUAGGUUCAACCCUAGAAUUCAUUCAUUCAUCUGCAUAAAAGUGGAGAAUGGUCUAUAAGAGAUGUAGUAAUAUUAGGCAUUGUUUACAAUUUAUAUAGUAUCAACCAAGUUAACAUCAUGUUAUGCAAUUUGUUUCUCAUUCGGAAUGUUGUCGUGUUUUUUUUUUUUUACCGUCACGUUCUUCAAGCAAGAUUUCUCUGCUUCCAAUGUUCCACCAUUUCCACAAGGUUAUGAGUAAAUAAAAAAAGAAGGAAAUUGAUGACAAUUGUUAUGGAUAGACUAAAGAUCUUGUAGAUGCCCAUACAAGAGUAUAUAUGAUGGGUAUCUUAUGUAUGGUUCCUUCUGAUGGAAAGGCCCUGUUUUCUUGUAGCCGUUGUGCUUUCACACCAGCCUUUUCAUAUUUCUGUAUUUGUCAAGGUGAUUAUGUUAGUCCUCUCAAACAGUGUUCACUGUUCUGCCUCUUACUUGUACAGCCCCUUGCUGUCUGUUUGUGUGUGAGAUGGGGAGAGAGAGAGUUUAAUUCUUAGCUUUAUUCCGUCUUUAUUUUUUUAUUUUUUUGGGAUUUGUGUCAGUGCAGUUUUAAGCAAGGAGGCAUGGUGAGUGGAGCGUUUGCAUAUUCUUAUGAUAGAACAUUCACGAGAACGGAAAUUGUCAAAUUAAAGCCUUUUUUCCUAUAUGUAUAAAUGAACAUUUGUAUGAUUAAAUUAACACUGAAACCAAAAA